CAAAAUUAGAUAUAUUAAAUUUUAAUUUAAACAUAUUAUCUCGUUUUUACCUUAAAGUAUAUUCUUCUAAUCUUUUGAUUAUUUUUCAUAAAAUAGUAUACAAUGCUUUUAUUACACACACAUUUUUUAUUUUUAUGUUUUUAUUUCAUAAAACCGUCAGUCAGCACGAUAACAAAAAAAUUAUGGCAAAAUGUAGGCUAUAAGAUACAUUUAACAAAUGAAAUACUUGAAAAGGUGAUAACCAAAGAAAUUUUUUAUAAAAAGUUUAAUAGUUAUAUUAAAUAUGUUACGCGUGAAUCCUUGGAAAAGACGUUCGUAAGACAUGAUUUAUCAUACAUUUCGAAAUUAAAUAAUGCAGAUGAAAAUCUUUAUAUCUAUGAUGGUGAAGAAAAUUUGAUUUACCAUUUUAUCAAAUAUAAAAAUCUCUCUAUUGAUGACGUUAAUGAAAAUUGUAAAGAGAAAAACGAUAAAAAUAUCGAUAUUAAAAAUUGUAAAGACAUAAAAGAAUAUAAUAUGGAUUAUAUGUGUAAUAUUGACAUAAACGUGGAAUUUUUUAAUGAUGCGGUAAAAAAAAGAAAUGAUAUUAUGAAAAGAAUGUUCAAUGAUUACUUGCAUAUUAUAAACAAAAAACAAUUGUGUAAUAAUGAAAAAGAAAUAAGCAAAGUUUGUGAUCUAAUUAAAGCAUUAGAAAAUAAUCAUCCAAAUAAUUUAAAGAAUUCUAAACAUAAAGAUGAUAUUAUAUCAAACAGUUCAGCCCUUUGCGAUUGAGAUAAGAUUAAAAAAUAAUUUUUAAUAUAAUAUACGUUGUUUAAACAUUGUAUAUGUUAUUUUUUUUUUUUGCUAAUAACACAGGUCUAUGAGAAAAUUUUUUGUUGUCUAUUAUGCAUAAAUGAAUUUUGAAUGAAAUAUUGUGUUUACUUAUUAAAUUAUACUUCUUCAAUAAACAAUGUAAUGAUAAAAAAUGCACAUAGUUAUAAAUUAGAAUUUUACAUAUACACAAGUUUAAUUAAUUGAAAAUACAACGCAAUGUCCAACAAACAACCACGACUUUUAAGCUAAACAAUUAGCAAACAAAAAUUAAUGCAAAGUCAAUAUAAGCAACCAUAAUGCUAAAUACAAAUAUUAAAUUGCUUACUGCAACCUGCAUGGCUCCCUAUAUUAUUAUAAUUUAAUACUUAGUACGUAUAUCAGUUUUUUAAAAAAGUAAUUUUUUGUUUAUAACAGCUACACGUCAUUUUUUUAAUUACUUAUAUCGUCUAAAUUCAUUCUACAUCAUAUAAUUGCGUACUUUAUUCCUUAAAACUUCACAUAACAAAAAAGAAAUAGAAAUAAGGCAAGUACAAAUAUUUCGUUCAACUGUUCACUCCUCUCCUUUUUUGUUUAAAAACUCAUUUAUAUUCUCUCCUUUCUUUUAGCUUCUAUGCGAAGCUGAGAAGAUAUAAGUUUUACUACGAUGUGUUUUUUUUUUGUGAAUGCUAUUUUUGUGUAAAAAUUCUCGAUUUUAUAUUUUACAUUUUUAACAUUAUAUUUAUAUAACUUUUUGAAAAAUGUAUGGCUCAAUACAAUUUUUUUAUGAGUAAUAUUAUUUAUAUACAUCUUUUAUUUGACAUACUUUUUUUUUAAAUCGGACUAUUUUCCUUUAUGCAGGGGGGGUCAAAAUAUUAAAAAUGCAUAUAGAUAAUAGAACUUUUUCAACUAAAUGUUAGGAAAUGUUCCGAAAAUACU
Messenger RNA from Daktulosphaira vitifoliae (grape phylloxera), 1725 nucleotides. RefSeq names its product pentatricopeptide repeat-containing protein 2-like. The coding region runs from base 103 to 768 and encodes 221 amino acids. Lineage: Eukaryota; Metazoa; Arthropoda; Insecta; Hemiptera; Phylloxeridae. The transcript has 12 exons. The record is from RefSeq and is a predicted model, not a curated record.